AUGUGCGUGUUCGCGCCGGGUGCUCGACCCCCCGUGUACGUGAGCGUUUGGCUGGCUCUGGACGACUGCGACGCCGUUAACGGCUGCUUAGAGGUGUACCCUCAAGCUCGGGACCAGACGCGCCAGCAAACUCCGAGCGAGGAGGACGAUGCCUGUGUCGUGUGCCUCCCUGCAAAGGCCGGAGACGCGGUUGUUUUCCUGUCAAAUCUCUGGCACAGAAGCGGGCCGAACCAGACCGACAACCCGAGGCGCGUCUUCUACGCUCAGUACUGCCUCGACGCCAUCCGGGCAGCGCCCUCUGACCCCCGCCCCCUAAGCCUCGCCGUGCCUUGCAUGCCUUCGCGUGGCUCGCGCUCCGGUAAGGAUGCGCCCGACAUCGUGAGACGGCUGUGCGCAGAUGACCGACCACCCGGCCCUAGCGACGAGGGAGGCGGUGCCGAAGGAAGCUCUAGGAACGACGACGCGUCUGUCGAGGUGGUACAAUCAUCCGGCGAUCCCGAACCAGAAGCUCCUACUAGCACUUGUGGUGGUGAAGUAGAUAGUUAUAGAGAUGGUGGACGUCAAAGCGCCGAGGGUGCUAUCGUCAUCGCGCCGCCCGGAACGGAAGAAGACGUGGAGGGUGCCGUGAUAGCCGCGAAAGGGGACGUUUCACGCCUGUCACGGGGGGUGGCGGCCUCUCGAGAGGUGCUGCUGCGGCGGCGGCCCGGAGAGGCGGAGGGGAGUCCGGGAGGAGGGUUGGAAGCGGGCGGAAGCGCCAAGAAGAGAACUCGACGGGACAGGGAAGAUACGCCGCUCCCUCGUGACUUGAAGUAG
Molecule: messenger RNA, 813 nt
Organism: Ectocarpus siliculosus
Lineage: Eukaryota; Phaeophyceae; Ectocarpales; Ectocarpaceae
Source: the annotation of a GenBank genome assembly